CCUCUUUGCAAAGGAGAACCUCAACCACAUGAGUGAGCAGCAGCUCAACCUCUACGACAGGCUCAUCAACGAGCCCAGCAACGACUGGGACAUCUACUACUGGGCCACAG
Molecule: messenger RNA, 110 nt
Organism: Merops nubicus (carmine bee-eater)
Lineage: Eukaryota; Metazoa; Chordata; Aves; Coraciiformes; Meropidae
Gene: SDHAF2
Product: succinate dehydrogenase complex assembly factor 2
Exons: 1
Biological process (GO): mitochondrial electron transport, succinate to ubiquinone; mitochondrial respiratory chain complex II assembly; tricarboxylic acid cycle
Cellular component (GO): mitochondrion
Source: RefSeq, a predicted model, not a curated record